Messenger RNA from Caenorhabditis remanei, 2580 nucleotides. RefSeq lists its product as uncharacterized. Bases 1 to 2580 code for a protein of 859 amino acids. Gene Ontology annotation, biological process: phosphate ion transport; cellular response to phosphate starvation. Gene Ontology annotation, cellular component: plasma membrane; Golgi apparatus; cytoplasm. Lineage: Eukaryota; Metazoa; Nematoda; Chromadorea; Rhabditida; Rhabditidae. The transcript has 6 exons. Gene Ontology annotation, molecular function: inositol hexakisphosphate binding. The record is from RefSeq and is a predicted model, not a curated record.
AUGGGCACGAACACGGGUAUGGUGAUUGCCGGUGUGGCAGGCGCAACGGCGCUGGUCAUUACUGCAGCGGCCGUUCCUUUCGUCGCUCCAGCACUGCGUCGCGUCUGCAUACCGUACGUUCCAGCCACAACGGAACAGCUUUCGAAUAUGAAAUUCGGCGAACAGUUAGCCAGCCACUUGACUCCUGAGUGGCGAAAACAGUACAUAGACUAUGAGCGUUUGAAAAAUCUUUUGUACGAUGACAUGAUGGAAGUUCCCGCUGACGAUGAUCGAAGAGAAGAACACAUAUCUCGCCUCGAUGAGAAAUUUUUCAAUGAGUGUGACCAAGAGUUAACCAAAAUCAAUCUUUUCUUUUCUCAAAAAAUUGCGGAAGGCCAAGGAAAGCACCAUGAAUUACAAACUGAACUCCAAGUAUUCAAAGAUGUUCUCGGGUCUCGAAGCGAACCAAGUGGUAUCCGGAGGAGAUUUGGAGGCAAAGAUCGUUUUCACAAAGAAACUACUCGUAAUGAACAACAGCUGAAGCUCGCGUUCUCCGAGUUUUAUCUGUCAUUGGUUCUUGUUCAAAACUACCAGCAACUGAACGCUACAGGUUUCCGCAAGAUAUUGAAGAAACACGACAAGUUGACCGGAAAUGAGAGAGGACUCGAUUGGCGUAUUAACAAAGUUGAGAAAUCAUCUUUCUUUCUGAACCGGGAAAUCGAGACAUUGAUCACAAAUGUGGAAACAAGUGUUAUCAAUGAUUUGGAAGGUGGAAACCGACAAGCUGGAAUGAAAAGGCUGAAGGUACCUCCACUUUCGGAAAAACAAAAACCAUUGACUACCUUUUCAUUGGGACUGUUCAUAGGUGCUAGCAUUGUUUUGCUCUUGGCAAUUCUAUUAACAUGGAUGGCUUCUCCAGCUCGACCACAAGAACCUAAGUGGGUUGCAGUUCGAUUGUUCCGAGGACCGCUGCUACUUUUCCUUUCCAUCUUUCUAUGUGGAGUCAAUAUGGCAGGAUGGGCUGCAGCAGGAGUCAAUCACGUUUUGAUUUUUGAAGUUGAUCCUCGAAACCAUUUAUCCUAUCAAACAUUGAUGCAAAUAGCUUCGUUCAUGAUUAUGCUCUGGUCGUUUGCAGUACUUGCAUAUUUAUAUGCUCACAUGUUGCGCAUUCCUCCAUUUGCUCCUCCACUUGUACUCAUGAUCAUCUGCCUCGUGUUAUUGCUCAACCCGAUUGCUAAACCAGAUUCUGUUUUUCACAGGAAUUCACGUUUCUGGUUACUGAAACACUGCUACAAAUGCUUUACAUCUCCAUUCCAUUUCGUCACAUUCACUGAUUUCUGGCUUGGAGAUCAAAUGAAUUCGUUGACAACUGCAUUUCUCGAUUUUCAAUACUUCGUAUGUUUCUAUGCCACGGAAGUUGAUUAUUCAAAUGGGUGGAUCGAGGUAAAGGGAAUAAAUUCCACGACUGGAUCAGUUCCAUGGGGAAGUGUUGAAUUAUCGAAUGGAAAGGAUCAAUGUGCAUCUGCAGCUGGAUUACGUUCUUUGAUGUCUAUUAUUCCUGCAAUGAUUCGUUUUCUGCAAUGCUUAAGGCGUUACCGUGAUACAAAACGAGUCCACCCUCAUCUUGUUAAUGCUGGAAAAUAUUCAACCACGUUCUUCGUUGUGGCCUGUGGAGCUCUGAACAAGUACUACGAAGCUAGUGAUCCGAACUCAACUUCUAUAUUCUUCUACAUCUGGAUUCUAUCAUAUAUCAUGUCAUUCACAUAUACAUUCCUAUGGGACAUUUUCAUGGACUGGGGUCUCAUUGAUCCUCGGGCACCGAAAGAAGCUAGAUUUUUGAGAGAAGAGAUGAUCUAUGGUAGCAAAUGGUAUUACUAUCUCGCCAUCGCGCAAGAUUUUGUUCUUCGUCUUGCUUGGGUCCUCAAUGUUUCACUUGGGGAAGCCUGGACUCUUGAUUCCGACUUCUUAACAACCGUCACUGCUCCAUUCGAAGUUUUCAGAAGAUUCAUUUGGAACUAUUUCCGUCUUGAAAACGAGCAUGUGAAUAACUGCGGUCAGUUCCGUGCUGUCAGAGAUAUCUCUGUCAAACCGAUUAGAAAAGGCGAUCUGGAAUCGCUGCUCUCAAAAAUGGAUCAAAUGGACGGCGUCACUCAUCGUGGACACGAUCUCAUGGAACGUGUCAAGAAACAGAAAAAAUCAGCGAAGGCUUCAAGACAGCUGCUCCGUAAGAAUCGUUUCAACAGGAUGAUUGCUGCUGCUCCCGUUCUUCAAUGUGCCAAGGAAGGAUACCGAAGCAUAGGCGUGGAACUGAAUUCAAUCCUCGUAGCUUAUUCGAAAUACCGAUCCAUAAAGGAGGGAUUGGGAAAAGAAGCUAGAUUUAUGCGAAAAAAUAUAUUCAAAACUGAUCUCAAUCCGUAUGAAACUGCAGUCAUAUUUGGAGCAGAAAGUUUAAUGGGUGAUUUAGUACCGAAACUGAGUGAGAUGCGAUCAAAUACUAAUCUUCUGGCUUGCCGAUUCCCACUUCCAGAGAACGACGCUUGGAAACUUGAACAUCAAAUCGGAGAAGGAAUCGAUGCUGUCUGGGUUUAUAAGAGAAACUGA